AUGGACUUUGUCAACAGCCUGUUAGGCGGAAAGCCUGCGCAAGCACCUGUCGCCGGAGACGAUUCUGAACAUGAGAAUCAUCUCGCUGACUGGAGCUCGUGCACUACAGAUUUCGCCGACUUCGCAGCUGCACCGGCGCCGUCGCCUGCGUCGAUUCCUGUCUCUCCAGCCGAUGCUCAACCGGCUGCUGCGACGGGGCAAGUGGGAACCCGCGGGGUCUACACGAAGUGGUACCGAGUAUGGGAACGCACGCAGCUGUCGGACUUCUACAUGGAGGGCAUUCUGAUUCCAUUCAUCUUCCUGGCCUUGCUGGUCCACUUCUGGGGAACACGCAUGAAUAAGAGAAAGGCGAAGAAAUGGAUUGCUGUGCAUACACCCUUGCUGGAGCGCGAAUUUGCGCUGGUCGGGUACAGCCAGGUGCCGAAAUUGCCUCCCUUCACUGAAGGCGAGAGCAUCGUUGAGGCGAGCGCCAAGGCUCAGGGUGACGAUGUGCCCGAGGACUUGUACAAGGAGAAGACGGCCUGGGAGUACGAGAUGUAUGCCAGCGGUCGCCAGAAUGCGGCGUUCUUGGACGGCAAGCUCACCUUGACGAGACGGAUGAAUCCCUUGACCAUGAUCGCCGAGCAGAUUGCUGGCAUGUUCUUUGAGUCGGUCAAACCCAAGGGCGAGAGGGCUGAAUUCGUGCUGUACACGUUUGACGGCAAGGAGAAGGAUUAUGUCCCUCCACCGGUUCCAGGUUCAGAGGAGGCUGGAAGGGUGAAGGCUGCGGGCAAUUCCUCGUAUGACUCGUUUGUGUUCGCGAUUGUCAACAAGUUGACCAUGCGCCGUCUUCGCGAUGAGCGGUACGAUCUGUCUCUGACCUUCACCAAGGACAACCCCAAGCUUCCCAACUGGGCGACGGUGAUGAGCGAAAGUGCCGAGAUCAGCGAGAAUUUCUUGACCAAAGAGUUGAUUGCCGCUGUCAUUGAGGCUGAGGAUUAUCUGGAAUACCUCAUCUUGACAGACCAGCCGACAGACAAGCCUUCCAAUUUGAAGGAAACCAUCCCCAAGAAGCGCAUUGAACUCGGGCUCAAAAUUCCCUCUGAUGGCAACUACCUACCGACAUUGCCGCUCUUCCAGGCAUUCUUGAGGCUUCCGGAUUUCGUGGUGGGCACUGGCAAGCUUCGACCGGAAGUGGCGAGGAAGAUCAACGCGACUCGUGAAACGGAGAAGAGUAAGCUGAAGAAGAUCAGUGACAAAGAGGCGGAGGAAGAGAGGCUUCGCACCCUGGAGAAGAUGAAGAAGGAUGAGCGAGAUCGCAAGAUGAAGGGCAUGAGUGCGGAGGAGCAGCGGAAGUUCCUGGACCGGGAGAACGAGAAGCAACGGAAGAAGCAGGAGAAGAAAAUGACUCGGAGAGGUUGA
Molecule: messenger RNA, 1401 nt
Organism: Exophiala aquamarina CBS 119918
Lineage: Eukaryota; Fungi; Ascomycota; Eurotiomycetes; Chaetothyriales; Herpotrichiellaceae
Exons: 2
Coding region: 1-1401 (466 amino acids)
Biological process (GO): endoplasmic reticulum calcium ion homeostasis
Cellular component (GO): endoplasmic reticulum
Molecular function (GO): calcium ion binding
Source: RefSeq, a predicted model, not a curated record